This is a messenger RNA of Chara braunii, 1175 nucleotides long. The record is from the annotation of a GenBank genome assembly. Lineage: Eukaryota; Viridiplantae; Streptophyta; Charophyceae; Charales; Characeae.
CGUGCAGUGUAUGCAUCCUUGUGGCACAUGUGUGCGUGGAGACUCUCGUUUUCUCAAUAGCGUUUUCUCAAUAGCGCAGCACAGCAGAUGUCCAUGAAGAAGUUACAAGAGCCAUGAAUGGUCCCGCCCUGCGUCGGGAAUCGGUGGUGGGAACUACAAGAGAGAAGCGGGCAGCAGUAUAUGUGCUCUCGCCCUGCACAUCCCAACGACUAUGCCUCUUAGUAGACAGGACAAGGAGUCUAGUUCAAACUUGACGCGGAAGUUGAUGGAUCUAUCUAUCAUGGACAAGAGCUCAACGGAGACGGAAAAAAAAAAAAAGUUUCCAACGGGGAGACGAUCGUUUUCUCAAUACCUGGGCGGCGUGAUGGUGUAUGGUUGACGACUCGAUGUGUUUGGCACCCCCGUCAAUGUGUUCGGCACCCCCUCGAUGUGUUCGGCACCCCCCUCGAUGUGUUCGGCACCCGGUAAGGGGGGCUUGUACGGAGAAGAUGGGCGGUAUGGUGAUCCUUCUGGGCGGAUAAAAAAGUGCAGUUAAUUCAUGUGUGGUGUAUAAAAAUCCCUCAGGUGUGAACAUUGAAAACAAAAACAAACGAAUGUGAUUACAGCGCCAUGAAGAAGCCCUGCAUCAUCGAUAACAAGCGGGUAUCGUGAUGUGCAGCCGUUGUAUUGCUGCAUCGUGCAUGUCUGACUCCGGCUCGUUGCUAGGCAUCGCAUUUCACAACGUGCAGAGAGCAGACGAGACCUGCAGCACUUUCGGAGGUGUUAGGCGACGACCAGUUGAUGGCGUACGAUGCCUGAUGGAUGAUGAUGGCAUGUCAAAGGAUUUGGAAGAAACAGUAAGGGGAGGAGGAGGGGGGUGGAGGAAGGAGGAGGAGGAGGACAGGGAAGAGACUCUGAGAGAGUCACUGGAACUCUGUACAGUUAAGUAAGGCUUCGACAGCGGAAAGCAGCACAGCAGGUAACCCGGCAGGGAGACUCUCAGGCAUAUCCUUCUAUUCGUCCUACCGUCUUCCCCCAAAUCAAACGUAAACGUACGUGUCAUUGUAUCUGCAUUUGGGUCAAUUUCCAGUCCAUAUACAGUGAUAAGGACCGUACGUUCAAUUCAGGGGAAGAAUGGGGUAGCAGAGGGGAAUCAGUGCGCUCGAAACUGAUGAAAAUGAAUGGUAGCAGAGGUG